UAACAAGUAUUUGUUAAACUUAAUAACAUUUCGAAUCCGGUCACACUGGAAGUUAUUCAUGUAACCAAAACAAAAUGGGAAGAAUUGCAUUCUUAAAUCGCUUAAUGGUCCAAAAAACCACUGUCAGAAAUUUGUUCCAGUUUGGAAAAACUAAGGGAGAUACUGGAAAAUAUGAACAGAUAGUUUCCACUGGCCUGGUUUCUCCGGAACGAAGUGUUCCCAAAGACAUUGAAAAGCCAGCGUACCACUUUAAAAAAAUGUCACCGGGCAAUACUUUGGGAUCCCCAGAAAUCAAAACGUCAAAUCAGAUAGAUGCAAUGCGUAUGAGCGGAAAACUAGCAGCACGAAUAUUACGUGAAUGUGGUAAAUUAGCAACAGUUGGCACAACCACCGAUGAGAUUGACGCCUUUGCACACGGUAGAAUUAUUGAAUCAAAAGCCUAUCCCUCACCUCUGAGAUAUGCCGGUUUCCCAAAGUCCAUCUGCACCUCUAUUAACAACAUCGCCUGCCACGGAAUACCAGAUGACCGGCAGUUGGCCAACGGCGAUAUUAUUAAUAUUGACGUAACAGUCUUUUUAAAUGGCUACCAUGGCGACUGCUCAGAGACAUUUCUGGUGGGCGAGGUGGACGAGCGGGGAAGCUUCCUUGUGGAGGCCACUAGAACCUGUCUAGAUCACUGCAUUUCUCUGUGUGGCCCUGGCGUAGAAUUUAAUGAGAUAGGAAAGUUUAUACAAAGAUAUUGCGACGAAAGAGGCCUUGAAUCGAUUGCUGCUUUUAUAGGACACGGAAUAGGAAGCUAUUUUCAUGGUCCCCCUGAGAUAUUACACUACUACAAUGAACUUCCUGGAAAAAUGCAGCCUGGCAUGACCUUUACUAUUGAACCCAUUCUGUCUUUGGGCGGAUCAGACAUAGGGGUCUUGGAGGAUGGCUGGACGGCGAUAAGUUUGGAUGGCGCACGUAGCGCCCAGUUUGAGCACACCAUUCUGAUUACCGAGACAGGAACCGAGAUACUUACAAGAGACCAAUAGAAUCAUUUUAUGUACAUGAUGAAUUUUUAUUCGUGAUUCCCAUAAAGUACUGAAUGAGUUUUGGGUGGCAGUCUUGUGCAUUUGGUGCCGUUGUAACCGUCGAAUCCGUGUGAUAGGUGCUCGUUUUUCGCUUACAGAAGCAUUAAAGGCUUAACUACAAA
Molecule: messenger RNA, 1189 nt
Organism: Drosophila eugracilis
Lineage: Eukaryota; Metazoa; Arthropoda; Insecta; Diptera; Drosophilidae
Product: methionine aminopeptidase 1D, mitochondrial
Exons: 3
Coding region: 75-1028 (317 amino acids)
Biological process (GO): proteolysis
Molecular function (GO): metalloaminopeptidase activity
Source: RefSeq, a predicted model, not a curated record